AUGGCCGGGUACAAAAUCACACCGCACAUCAGCGAGAAAUAUCCCGCCCUAUCACAGCAGAUCCGUGUCAUGGACGAGGCGGUCCUGCGUCUCAUGGAUGCCAGAAGAGGGGAAAGGGAAGACAGGUUAGUUUCACAGUUCGCCGUCGAAGUGCAGCGUAUUUCCAUUUUGAACGGGGAGCUCGUCGCGCGAGGUCGUUCUCCUUGA
Sparassis crispa is the source of this 207-nucleotide messenger RNA. RefSeq lists its product as hypothetical. Bases 1 to 207 code for a protein of 68 amino acids. The record is from RefSeq and is a predicted model, not a curated record. Lineage: Eukaryota; Fungi; Basidiomycota; Agaricomycetes; Polyporales; Sparassidaceae. The transcript has a single exon.